AUGCAAUCUUCACACCUCACAAAAGAAGACCACCAACGUGAUGCUGCGUUCAACCAAGCAUUGCACGGUCAAUCCGCUAACCAAAAAUCUGCCUUCAUGGCCAUGCUGAGCAAAGACUCGAAAGCUCAGCAAGUAGCAGCAGAUGCCUAUUUUCGCCACUGGGACGAUAAAGAUGCGAAGAUUGAAACAAUAGAAGACAGAGAGAGUAGGAAAGCAGAUUAUGCAAACAUCACUCGAAAUUAUUACGAUCUCGCAACAGGAUUGUACGAAGAGGCAUGGGGCCAAUCCUUCCAUUUCUGUCGUUUCGCAGCCAGCGAGCCCUUUCUCCAAGCCAUCGCAAGACACGAGCACUAUUUGGCAACGAAGAUGAACCUGAAGAGUCAGAUGAAAGUCCUAGACGUGGGAUGCGGAGUUGGCGGACCGGCACGAGAAAUCGCCAACUUCGUCGAUAUACAUGUCACUGGAUUGAAUAUCAACGACUACCAGAUCCAGCGUGCCACUCUUGUUGCGGAACGUGCUGGAAUGUCAGAUCGUCUUAAGUUUAUUAAGGGAGAUUUCAUGGAAUUACCAUUUCCAGACAAUAACUUCGAUGCCGUCUAUGCCAUUGAAGCAACCUGCCACGCGCCUAGCCUCGAAGGCGUGUAUUCCGAAAUCUUCCGCGUCUUGAAACCGGGUGGCAUAUUUGGAGUCUAUGAGUGGCUCAUGACCGACAAAUACGACGCGAACAAUCCACAUCAUCGAGAGAUCAGACUCGGCAUUGAACAAGGAGAUGGCAUCGCAAACAUGGUGAAAGUGCAAGAAGGACAUCGAGCUAUUAAAGCGGCUGGCUUUGAAUUGCAGCAUGCUGAAGACAUGUCCCUUCGUCCCGAUCUCAUUCCUUGGUACUAUCCUAUCGCGGGAGAAUUCAAGUAUAUGGGUUCGUUGUGGGACUUCUUCACUGUCUUGAGAAUGACGAAGCCGGUAAGAGGUAUGGUGCAGAGACUGCUAUCUGUGUUGGAGGUGGUGCGACUGGCACCAGGUGGGAGUGCGAAAACUGCGGCGAGCUUGGCAAGAGCAGCUGAUAGUCUUGUGGCUGGUGCGAAGGAGGGACUAUUCACGCCGAUGUAUUUGAUGAUUGCGAAGAAGUCGGAGGAAAUUACCUCGGUUUCUUGAGAAAUGUGUCACUCUAUGGGAACAUGGGGAACCGGAAUGCAUUCGAAUCCUUCAAUGAUUUCCUUCCAACUUCUCGGGAAGUUUUCGC
This is a messenger RNA of Hyaloscypha bicolor E, 1240 nucleotides long. RefSeq lists its product as uncharacterized. The transcript is spliced from 4 exons. The record is from RefSeq and is a predicted model, not a curated record. Bases 1 to 1152 code for a protein of 383 amino acids. Gene Ontology annotation, cellular component: endoplasmic reticulum. NCBI's taxonomy places the organism in Eukaryota, Fungi, Ascomycota, Leotiomycetes, Helotiales, Hyaloscyphaceae. Gene Ontology annotation, biological process: ergosterol biosynthetic process. Gene Ontology annotation, molecular function: sterol 24-C-methyltransferase activity.